AUGACUGGAAUUUUUAUUCAGGAAAAAGAAAUGGAAAAGCAAAAACUUCUAUAUCAACAAGCCAGACUACAUGACCGAGGUGCUGCUGAGAUGGUUCUGCAGACAAUCAGUGCUAGUAAAGGUGAGAUGGGUCCAAUGGUUGCAGCUACCCUAAAGCUAGGGAUUGCCAUCUUAAAUGGAGGAAAUUCUACUGUUCAACAGAAAAUGCUUGACUACCUCAAGGAUAAAAAGGAUGUGGGAUUCUUUCAGAGCCUUGCUGGUCUUAUGCAGACCUGUAGUGUUCUUGACCUAAAUGCAUUUGAACGCCAAAACAAAGCAGAAGGCCUUGGCAUGGUAACUGAAGAGGGAUCAGGAUGUUACUUGGCAGCCUGUGAUAAUCUGCUUCCAUCUGGCCUUUCUACAGGAGAAAAGGUGAUGCAGGAUGAUGAAUUCACCUGUGACCUCUUCCGCUUCCUUCAGUUGCUUUGUGAAGGACAUAAUUCAGAUUUUCAGAAUUACCUGAGAACUCAGACUGGUAACAACACAACUGUUAAUAUUAUCAUUUCCACUGUGGAUUACUUAUUAAGAGUUCAGGAAUCCAUUAGUGAUUUCUAUUGGUAUUAUUCUGGGAAGGAUGUUAUUGAUGAGCAAGGACAACGAAAUUUUUCCAAAGCCAUCCAGGUUGCAAAACAAGUUUUCAAUACUCUUACAGAGUAUAUCCAGGGACCGUGUACUGGGAAUCAGCAAAGUCUGGCACACAGCAGGCUAUGGGAUGCGGUAGUUGGUUUUCUUCAUGUAUUUGCCCACAUGCAGAUGAAACUGUCUCAGGAUUCCAGUCAAAUUGAAUUACUGAAGGAAUUAAUGGAUCUUCAGAAAGAUAUGGUUGUCAUGUUGCUGUCUAUGCUGGAAGGUAAUGUUGUGAAUGGAACUAUUGGCAAGCAGAUGGUCGAUAUGCUUGUGGAAUCGUCCAACAAUGUGGAGAUGAUUCUGAAGUUUUUUGAUAUGUUCUUAAAAUUGAAGGAUUUGACUUCCUCUGAUGCAUUUAAAGAAUAUGACCCUGAUGGUAAAGGGAUCAUUUCAAAGAGGGAUUUUCACAAGGCAAUGGAAAGCCAUAAGCAUUACACCCAGUCAGAAACUGAGUUUCUGCUAUCAUGUGCUGAAACAGAUGAGAAUGAGACUCUGGACUAUGAGGAGUUUGUGAAACGAUUCCAUGAACCUGCCAAAGACAUCGGUUUCAAUGUUGCUGUUCUCCUGACCAACCUAUCAGAACACAUGCCCCAUGAUACCCGCUUGCAAACUUUCCUUGAGCUGUCAGAGAGUGUGCUGAAUUACUUUCAGCCUUUCCUUGGACGCAUAGAAAUCAUGGGCAGUGCAAAGCGCAUUGAACGAGUUUAUUUUGAAAUAAGUGAGUCAAGCCGGACUCAGUGGGAGAAACCUCAGGUAAAAGAGUCAAAGAGACAAUUUAUAUUUGAUGUUGUAAAUGAAGGCGGGGAGAAAGAAAAGAUGGAGCUUUUUGUUAAUUUCUGUGAGGAUACCAUCUUUGAAAUGCAACUGGCUGCCCAGAUCUCUGAGUCAGAUCUGAAUGAAAGGUCAGCAAAUAAAGAGGAGAAUGAGAAAGAUAAACCUGAGGAACAGGAUCCCAGAAUAGGUUUCUUCUCUCUCACGACCAUGAAGUCUGCAUUAGUAGCUCUCAAGUAUAACUUAAUGACUCUAAUGAAAAUGCUCAGCAUGAAAAGCCUAAAGAAGCAGAUGAAAAAAGUGAAGAAAAUGACCAUGAAGGACAUGGUCAUGGCUUUAUUUUCUUCCUAUUGGAGCAUUUUGAUGGGCUUACUACAUUUUGCUUGUAGUGUUGUCCGGGGCUUCUUUCGCAUCAUAUGCAGUUUGCUGCUUGGAGGAAGCCUAGUAGAAGGAGCAAAGAAAAUCAAGGUGGCUGAACUAUUAGCUAAUAUGCCAGAUCCAACCCAGGAUGAGGUGCGUGGGGAAGGAGAAGAGGGGGAGAGGAAGCCAACAGAAACUGCAUUGCCUGCAGAAGACUUAACAGAUCUGAGAACUUUAUCAGAUGAGAGUGAUCUGCUCUCAGAUAUAUUUGGUUUGGAUUUGAAACGAGAAGGUGGACAGUAUAAGUUGAUCCCUCACAAUCCCAAUGCUGGUUUGAGUGAUUUGCUGAGUACUCCCUCCUUAGCUCCAAUGCCUGAGGUGCAGGAAAAAAUCCAGGAGCCUGUGAAAGAAGAUGAAAAGGAAGAGAAGGAGGAAACAAAAUCUGAACCUGAAAAAGCAGAAGGAGAAGAUGGAGAAAAAGAAGAGAAAGCCAAAGAAGACAAAGGGAAACAGAAAUUAAGACAACUUCAUACUCACAGAUAUGGAGAACCAGAAGUUCAGGAAUCAGCUUUCUGGAAGAAAAUCAUUGCAUACCAACAGAAGCUUCUUAAUUAUUUUGCGCGAAACUUUUACAAUAUGAGGAUGCUGGCAUUGUUUGUUGCUUUUGCCAUCAACUUCAUCCUGCUUUUCUACAAGGUCUCCACCUCUGCUGUGACAGAAGAAAAGGAAGUUCCUGUGGUAUCUGCUGGUGAAAGUAUUAUUUUGGACACCCUGGAAAGCGACAGCCAGAGGGUCAUUGCAGUGCAUUAUGUCCUGGAAGAAAGCAGUGGCUACAUGGAGCCCACACUGCGGAUUUUGGCUAUCCUACACACAGUCAUCUCAUUCUUCUGCAUCAUAGGGUAUUACUGUUUGAAAGUUCCACUGGUUAUUUUUAAGAGAGAAAAGGAAGUGGCGAGGAAACUGGAAUUUGAUGGGCUGUAUAUAACUGAACAGCCAUCAGAAGAUGAUAUUAAGGGUCAGUGGGAUAGACUUGUAAUCAACACACAGUCUUUUCCAAAUAACUACUGGGACAAAUUUGUGAAAAGAAAGGUCAUGGAUAAAUAUGGUGAGUUCUAUGGCCGUGACAGGAUCAGUGAGUUACUAGGAAUGGACAAAGCUGCUCUCGAUUUUAGUGAUGCUCGAGAAAAGAAGAAACCAAAGAAGGAUAGCUCCUUAUCUGCUGUGCUAAAUUCCAUUGAUGUUAAGUAUCAGAUGUGGAAAUUAGGAGUUGUUUUCACUGAUAACUCUUUCCUUUACCUAGCAUGGUACAUGACCAUGUCAGUCCUUGGCCAUUACAACAAUUUUUUCUUUGCUGCUCAUCUCCUUGACAUUGCAAUGGGAUUCAAGACGUUACGAACUAUCCUGUCAUCAGUGACCCACAAUGGCAAACAGCUUGUCCUGACAGUGGGAUUACUGGCAGUAGUAGUAUACUUGUAUACAGUAGUGGCAUUCAAUUUUUUCCGCAAGUUCUACAAUAAGAGUGAAGAUGGUGAUAUGCCAGACAUGAAAUGUGAUGAUAUGCUAACAUGCUACAUGUUUCACAUGUAUGUUGGAGUACGUGCAGGUGGAGGCAUUGGUGAUGAAAUAGAGGAUCCAGCAGGAGAUGAAUAUGAAAUCUAUAGGAUCAUCUUUGACAUCACUUUCUUCUUCUUUGUGAUUGUCAUCCUGCUUGCAAUUAUUCAAGGUUUAAUUAUUGAUGCUUUUGGUGAGUUAAGAGAUCAGCAAGAGCAAGUUAAGGAAGACAUGGAGACAAAAUGCUUUAUCUGUGGAAUAGGAAAUGACUACUUUGAUACAGUGCCCCAUGGCUUUGAAACGCACACACUACAGGAGCACAACUUGGCCAAUUAUUUGUUUUUUCUAAUGUAUCUUAUUAACAAAGAUGAAACAGAGCAUACAGGACAGGAAUCCUAUGUAUGGAAAAUGUAUCAAGAACGGUGCUGGGAGUUUUUUCCUGCUGGUGAUUGCUUCCGAAAACAAUAUGAAGACCAGCUCAACUAAGCAGAGAUGAGGAUUUACAGGCAAAAAUAUGUCCAUGUAUUUCCCAACUCUUGUGGGAAUGUCUAGCAAACUUCUGAAAUCCCCAAAGCUGUGUGCUUUUAGGAGCACCAAAGCUCUGUUUUUAAUGACCCAACUGCGCUUUUAUUUUCUUGUGUAUUUCUUUUGAGAACACUGGAGUAAAGAACAAUGAAAAAUAACAGCAACUCUGAAAAACAAACCAACCACUUGCACACACAAAAGAUAUCCCUGUACAUAACAUGCACACGUAAGAAGAGACUUAAGACAGCUUAUUCUGAAACUGCCAGAUGAUGCCCUUGUCUAUAAGAUCACACGUGGGGUGACAUGGUAGCAACACUCAUUCAAUCGGUUUAUUUCUUCAUCCUGGAAGGAUCUAUAUGUAGUUCGCACAGCACUGUAAAAGAUUGUUGUGGACACUAAGUUGUGGGGAAAUAGUGCCUUACUAUAUGUGGGUUGAGCUAUGCAGAAGAUGAGUGCAUGAUGACAUCAUAUUAUUUUUUUUUCCUUUAUGUCUUCCCUUUCUUCCAAGUUAAUAUUUAUUUUGUGGUUUUGGUGGGUUUGGGAGGAAGGGAUUUGAUUGUGCACAUCUUUUUAGUAAGACUGGAGUGUCUCAGGACAAGAUUAGGUUAUUCUCAUCACGUUCAUUUGACAUUUACCUUCCUCUUUAGCUUUUGCUCUUGUUUUGGUAAUGCUCUGAUACAACACUGCAACUUUAUGAAAUCUUUGUAUGAAAACAAGACGACUG
Messenger RNA from Antrostomus carolinensis (chuck-will's-widow), 4597 nucleotides. RefSeq names its product ryanodine receptor 2. The record is from RefSeq and is a predicted model, not a curated record. Gene Ontology annotation, biological process: intracellular calcium ion homeostasis; striated muscle contraction; release of sequestered calcium ion into cytosol by sarcoplasmic reticulum. Gene Ontology annotation, molecular function: calcium ion binding; ryanodine-sensitive calcium-release channel activity. Bases 1 to 3834 code for a protein of 1277 amino acids. Gene Ontology annotation, cellular component: smooth endoplasmic reticulum; Z disc; sarcoplasmic reticulum membrane. The transcript has 25 exons. NCBI's taxonomy places the organism in Eukaryota, Metazoa, Chordata, Aves, Caprimulgiformes, Caprimulgidae.